Messenger RNA from Trichoderma asperellum CBS 433.97, 4725 nucleotides. Lineage: Eukaryota; Fungi; Ascomycota; Sordariomycetes; Hypocreales; Hypocreaceae. The record is from RefSeq and is a predicted model, not a curated record.
AUGCAUCAUAUGCUUGCUGGCGCUUCGGCGCUCUUCCUCCUGGCAUCGGAGGUGACUGGCCUCACGGUCCCGGCUAGGGAGAUAACUGCUCGUGAUCAAACCUUCCGCGCCAAUAAUGGAGAGCAAUUCGCUGUCGAGUCCGGCUUCGACUACCAUGGCGGCGAUUAUCGGAUGGUCACGGCUAAUACCUUUCAUGAUUGCAUCAAUAUCUGCUCGACACAGGCGGCCUGCCAUGCAGUUUCUUACAGGGACAAAUUCUGUUGGCUCAAGUCCACCGUAAAUGCUGCCACCGCCAAUAGCGAAGUGAGCGGCGCGGUUCGGUUACAAUAUGUGCCGGCGCCGAUUGCAUGCCCGGCGGAUGGAAGCAAUCGGAUCAAGGAGACGGAUAAUAAGCAAUUCACUAUCCAAUGCGGUACCGAUCACCCUCAUGGCGAUAUCAAGUCUAUACCAACACUUGACUUUCCUAACUGCAUCGACCUCUGCGAUCAAACAGCCGGGUGCAUCGCCGCUAGUUGGCGCUUUGGCACUUGUUAUCUGAAGAAGACUCUGGAACCGGCUGUUUCUAGCUCCUGGGUUGAUACUGCUGUGUUAAGCUCGCAGUUAACAUCCCCGACUUUCUGCCCAGGACCAGACGGUCAGCAGAUCAGGGAGGCUAGCGGAAGAAGCUUCACCGUUACCUGCAAUACCGACCGUGUGGGUGGUGAUCUUGCGAACAAGCCCUUGGCUGAUAUUGGCAGCUGCAUUUCUUGGUGUGAUGAGACGAAUGGUUGCGUGGCCGCUGUCUAUCGUGACGGGCGGUGCUGGCUGAAGAAUAAGCUCACAGCCGCGUCUAUAUGCACAAACAGUCAAAUCGCUGUGCUAAGUUCAUUAAGCAGCCCCCCUGCACUUUGCCCGUUCCAAAAUGGUAAACAGAUUAAAGAAUCUAGCGGAAAAAGCUUCACCAUUGCUUGCAACACAGAUCGACCAGGCAAUGACUUGGCGACAAAGUUUCUCGAUAACUUCAAUGAUUGUAUUACCUGGUGUGAUCAGACAAGUGGUUGCGUCGCUGCUGUGUACCGCAAUGGUCAAUGUUGGUUGAAGAAGACGCUAUCAACUUCUUCUACACGUAUGGACUGUCAGGUUGCCGUGUUGAGCAGCAAGCUUCCACAAACAUCGACAGCAAAAACAUCAAUACAUAGCACAACAACAUCUACACAAAAGACCACGUCGACUACAAAGAUCGUUACUUCAUCAAGCAUAAAAGUCACGACCUCAUCGAGAACAGGAGUCACAACAUCAUCUACAACGGGGGUUGCAACUACAACAUCUACAUCCACGAGCACACAGUCUACAGAUAAAUCUAGCUCUGGCUCUGCUACUACGGGUGCUAGCACAAACACUGCCGCUUCCACGGCCACUGGAUCGACUGAGGCCACAUCUUCAUCAAAAUAUGCCACAUCUACAUCAACGGAUUCCCCAGCUACCUCGGCGCAAAGCUUAGCUCAGAACACCAUUACGACGAAUGUUUCAGCUCCGCCCGGCACCCUUCAGACACCAACUGGACCUAUUACUCUCGAAGCACAACCGACUGCCACUCUUAAGCCUCUAGCACCCCCAAACCUCGGCUUGGCUGGAACUGAUCCAAUAACCCCUCAGGCAGUUGCUCAGCUCUGGUUCGGUAGCUUGUCUCCAGCAUCGAACUCUUCAAAUGCGACUACCUUUCCGACUGUCCGAGUCAACGUCACGUUCACGUACCCGUCGGUCAUUAUUGAUAACUCUGUCGAUAUCAUCAAUAUCCAAUGCAAUUCACAGAGCCUAACCGCUAAAUUCAACACUACGGCAGCAUAUAAUACUGCCAAAACCUCCUGGGCAGCGGCUAAGGGCAGUGCGAACAGCCUUAUUAUCAUUACUGCUGCGCCUGGUUGCAGCUCUGAUGGCCACUAUGUGUAUUUUGUGGCAAAAUCAAUCGCUUUUGACAAUGCAUCGAAUUCUGUCACCUGUUCUGGAGAUAUCGAAUCUGUCGCUGACAUUGCAACAGAAGUUGGCGUAGACAUGGGUUCGCUCUCAAGCUCUUCGCCUAGCACAGGUUCUGAGCUCGAGGCGACGUAUGGUUGCAUGUCACCUAGCUCAGCUGAUAUUGAUGGUCUUCCAGCUAUUUACUGUGGUCCUGACUUCGAUGAGAGACUGGAUGAUUAUCUUGGAUACUAUUCUGGUGAUGAAAGUGAUCUUAAUGCAGGCUACACUUCAAGCUCUGGCACCCGGAGUAACACCACCGAGCCCCUCUACGACCGACAGUCAGAACGCGCUGCAACGCAGGCGGUCACCACAGUUGUUAAGGUAGUGGCCCCCGUACUGCAGCAUGUUGAAUCUGCUGCGGAGGAACUUGCUCAAGAGGCGGAGCAAACCAUUGGAGAAAUCGCCAGUGAUCAGUUGGCCUUUGUUGAGGCAAUGGCAAAGAACGAUGAAGCCCUCGCUGUGUUCCUUGCAACAGGCAACUAUGUCAACUCGUUCAACAUCCCAUUUAAUAUGGGACCACCUCCCGUUAUGCUGGAUACCUCUCCUUGGGGAGAAGGCUUCAAGUUCUACGAAUGGACCCCAGAUAAAGGAGGCGAGUUUUGGGAUGCUCAGGAAGCUGCUAUCGACAAGAUCAAGGGGGUUAUACUUGGAGACGCAGAUCCAGAGCCUAGCAUUGAGCUCUGGUGCGUCAACUGUGGUGUCAAUGGUAACUUCAAGGUCACAGGCAGCUUCCACUAUACUAUAGCUAGUGGCCUCACUGAGGGUCAGAUCGUCAUGCAGGGCAACCUUAAUGCUGGCCUCUUCCUUGGACUGAAUGCCUUUGCAGAGUGGGAUCCAACCAAAGAAUAUGACUUCGUCACAGAGGGCCUGCCUGGUUUCGCUAUUCCUGAUAUUAUUUCUGUCGGUCCCUCUCUUGCUCUUGGAAUCUCGGUUGAUCUGGAUAUUCAAGCAGUUGGGCAGUAUCUUGUAGGUGCUAGCUUGACUUGGCCAGCCCUUUCUGCAACGCUUGACUUUGUUCAUCACGCCAACUCUCAACAGUCUGGCUGGGUUCCGAGAGUCGGUGAUAGAGUCCAAGCUGAUGGUAGUUUGACUGUGUCUUCAACCCUUGGUCUCCCUAUCACCCUCGGCUUUGGCAUAAAUGUUUUAAACGGCAAAUAUUCCAAAGAGAUAAAACUUGUUGAUACUCCAGGAAUUCAGGCCAAAUUGGAAUAUGAUUUCACUAAUGAGCUUACCAACGGCUCGUUCAAUUCUACUCCCCAAGAUGGGUGCUACGGUAUCGCAUGGGAUAUUGGACUGGUCAACUCUGUGGUGCUAGAUCUCAGUGAUCUUGAUGAAGGGACUUACACCUUGGAACAGUGGGAUGGCCCUGUUUUUGCCUCCGGCUGCAUUGGCGAAUUGGCUCCCUCAGCUACGAGCACAGCGUCGACUGGUGUAGCUACAGCCACCAGCACAUCAACUCCCCCUCCGCACUAUCCAGACUGCGCUACUUAUACGUGCCCCGACUACGACUCGCGUUAUUGCAUGUCGAACGGCAAGGUCUUCGAGCUCAACUGUCUGGAUAUCGUUUCGGGUACUGCCGUCGCCACGUCGUGCGUCUCAACCUCGGCCGAGUGUUUCGAAAGUUGCGCCGAAAAUGACUGCACUGCUGUCAACUUCAACACGAAUAACCUUGAGAAUUGUCUCAGUGGCGUCCCUGGAUAUUAUCCCUGUUGGAACUUCGGCGGCGCGACCUCUUGGGUCCCAGGUGGUGCUGCCACUGGCGACUGGGGCUUUGUCGAGGUGCCAAUGCCCGCUUUCCCAGACUGCUCUACCCUUGCCUGCCCUGACAACCAUGACGCGUACUGCAACUCCUUUGGCCAAGUUUUCCAGCUCAACUGUGAUUCUAUCGUUUCAGGUGAUGCCAUCACCAAGUCGUGCGCCACAACCUCUGCCGAGUGUUUCGAAACUUGCGCUCGAUCAGACUGCAGCGCUAUCAACUUCAACUUGAACAACCUUGAGAAUUGCCUCAAUGGCGUCCCUGGAUUUUAUCCCUGUUUUAACUUUGCCAGCGGAAGCACUUGGGUCCCAGGCGGUGCUGCUACUGGCAACUUGGGCUAUGUCCAGGCUAACCCGCCAACCAAGCGUGCUGUUGUUCACAAUAGGUCGGCUCCUACCGCUACACCGUCCCCAUCAUCAUCGACGGACGAUUUCUCCAAUAUCACCAUCACUGACGCCACUGGUCAGUUGCUAGUCAACCCCCAUGUAAAUGGCAGCCUUUUUAUCUCUGCAUCCAGUAGCACAGAGCCGCUGACAAACCUGACCAACGGUAUAUCCUUCGUGGCCGAUGUCAGCCAAAGCGCUGUCAUGGGCGACUCAUUAGAUCGGUUGUUGUAUUAUUUCCCAGACACUGUCGCCGCUGUGAACGCAUCACGCCUACGCCUUGGCAGCUGGGGUAACAUUCCCCAAGGUGCGGAGCUUGUCACACUCCUCCCAACGGCCACCAGCUCAGGACCGGUCGUCCUGGUUGCCCUUGACUCAAGUGGGUUGGUCUUGUACCCCUUUGUCUGCACAAUUGAGGGCCAGCUCAACAAGGUUUUCCUCGUCAACGACGCAUCAUCUGGCUCAUCCGUCUUGAUGAACCCAGACCUGACCUACACUAUCAUCGGCGGUGUGGCGCAAAACUGCGCUUCUCUGUCUAUGGUAGCCUCGGAUCUUCCUGCUUUCGGUUCAACAGCGUCAACCAAGACUUGA